Molecule: messenger RNA, 3270 nt
Organism: Apis dorsata (giant honeybee)
Lineage: Eukaryota; Metazoa; Arthropoda; Insecta; Hymenoptera; Apidae
Exons: 6
Coding region: 552-2390 (612 amino acids)
Cellular component (GO): membrane
Source: RefSeq, a predicted model, not a curated record
AAAGAGAAUAAUAUAUAUGAUAAAAUGACAGAGAAUCGAAGAAUAUUUGCGUAAACGAGGUAAUUCGACUACAGUGGGUAAAGUCACUAGAAAACAUGCUGGUGACUGAGGCACCAAAAUAAUGAUGAUUCCUACUCCUACAAACUACAACAGCAACUCGAAGAUGGCGGUAGUUACGAUAUCAGUGCUCGACACCGAUAGCUGCUCCGUUUACUAAUCGAUCAUUCCGGGUGUCGGGAGUCGGUGCAAAGUAGAUGCAAGUUGGUGUGCCUAUUUGAGAGAACGCAUACUGCACAAGGGGAUACUUGGAAGUAAAAGAAGUGUUUCUAAGAUAUGCGGGUGUGUGAAAAUAACUGUUGCUCCUGUAUAAGCGACCCGUGAUACAGGUGUUUAGUACAAGAUGCUAAUUUGAAUUGUGUCAUGAAAAAUGUUGGAAAUCAACGAGAGUAACUCAACGGAACGAAAUACCAUUUGAAACUUCCAAGGAUAUCUUCACUUUGUUACUACACUGUGCCGAAUAAUUAUGAUUAUGAUGAGAUAACAAACGCAGAAUGAAAUACAGUGGCAGUAACCUUCUUGGUUAUGCAGUUUACGCGUUUAUUCUAUUUUUUAAUGUUAUUCAUGCAGAAAGUGGUGUUACCUGCAAAGAUCAACAAGGACGAUCUUAUGAAAAUACUUUUAUAUACAUUCCUGGUCCAGAACCUUGUACAUUAUGUGUAUGUGAUAAUGGCAAUCCAAAAUGGUGUAAAGCACUUGUUUGCAAGUAUGCAGAGGAAUAUUGUAAAUCUUCCCGGCAUAUUUGUUGUCAAUAUAUUUGUUUGGAUGAUACAUUAUUAUCUAUACCAAAUGAUAAAACUGAUGGGAUUGGUAGCAAUACCACUGAUGCUACUACAAAUUAUGAUAUAGGACUACGAUCUGUUGCUAGCUUUGUAACAGCUGUAUUGUCAUUAAGUUUAUUAUUUUUUUUAAUACAUCGAUUGCGCCAAAGAAAAAUACGAGUUUGUGUGGCAGGAAGGCAAAACAGACAGUUAGCAGAGGACCAAAGAAAUUUAGGUAGUAUGGGAUAUUUAGAUCGAGAUGGAUUAUCACAUGGUGUUCCUAUGGAUGACAUUCCAUGUGGAGCUAGUUAUCCAUUAUGGAAACCACCUAAUAAUUACUUUCCUCGUGGCGAAGCUCCACCACCUUAUGAAGAGGCAGUAGCAGCAGCACGGGCAGAACAAGCUCUUUUAUCAAUGAAUCCACAAACGCUUCCACAACUAAGUUUUCCAAAUACCUAUUUGCCAAAUACUAAUAGUCGUACAAGUAUAUCAUUAGUAGGAAGUACGCAAAGUGGCAUAAAUGGUAAUUCAUCGACAUUAAUUUGCGACAAUGGUAUAACAGAUCAAAGUGGCUUAAUCUCAACACCAAGUAGACCAAUAUCAAAUCCAAAUAUAUAUUCUAGUUAUCAUCAAUCGAAUCAAAAUGAAACAUUAUCUCCAAGUGUUAGUGUAGGAACUUCAACGACGAGUUUUACAAUGGGAACAAGUACUUAUGAGAAUUUACCUACUCCCAUUGGAAUUCCAAACUUUGUUAAUCAGCGUCCUAAUGUAACUGUGCAACCUUUAUCUAAUAUGCAAUCUACUAUUCCAAAAAGUUAUCAAACACAUACUACUCUCCCUCGUCAAACUGGAGCAUUUACAAUAUCUGCAACUUUACCAAAUUCUAGUGUAACUGCUCAUCGUACAAUUCCUAGAACUUUGACAACUCGUACUGGUGCAAAGUUACAAGAUAUUAUAAAUGAUUGCACUCAGAAGGAAUUUUUACGACCUACGAUAACAACCGAUCUUACGACUCCGAAUUUACCACAUUCCACGCAACAAAAUGCUAUGAUUAAAUUAGAAAAUACAAGAGAAAAUGCAAAUACAUUUUCUGAAGAUAUACAAAUACAGCCUUCUCCUGCAUCUUCUUCAGGAUUGCAACAAAUUGAAAGACAACCUUUGGAUCAUAAAAUAGAUAUAAAAUCUCAUGAUUUUAAGCCACCAUUGAAUAUAGCUAAUGAUAUUAAUGAAGAAGGAAGCUUUGAAUCAGUAGCAUGCACUUGUAGCAUGCAAGCUCUUUCUACUCUUCAUGAUGAUACAGACGAUUAUAGAAGCGAAUGUGAAAAUUGUAAAAGCGCAACAGGUUCUCGUUAUUAUUUAGAUAAUGAAGAUGAAUUGAUUACUUCUCCUCAUGAAACUAUGACAUUACAUAGAAGACCAGAUGAAACAGCUUCAAAUACUACUCCUCAAUAUUAUAGAACUUCACUCACACUGCCUAUAAGUACCCGUCAACGAACAAGGAGCACCGGCGUUCGAGAAAAUUGGUUCAACCCUAUGCCACAAAGUUCUACAGAAUCUUCAGAUGAAAAUUAAUUGCAGUUAUAUGUUUCCCAUAUAUCAUAUAAUUAUUAAGAUGAUUUAUAAUACACUAUCAAUGAUCAAAAUUCAGUAUUAUGACAAAUGAACAAUGUUCAUAUUUUAUUGCGUUGCAGAACACCAGUUAUUGUUAAAUAAUGUUACAUUGUCAAAUUUUACUAUACAAAUGAAAUUUUUUCUAUCUUAUUCACUGUGUAUAAACUGUUCACAUAUUCAAGCUAUGUAUGAUUUAUGAAAAAGAUGAGUCACAUUUUUGCUCUCAUAGUUUUUCUUUAUAUGUUAUUAAACUAUGAGAGCAAAAUUUAAAUAUAUUUAUUAUAUAUAAUUUCGAUAUUUAAGUUAAAAAACAACAGCUAAGGAGCAAAAUAACAAUUUAUAUUUUUAAAAUUUUUUUUAACUAUGUUCGAUGCAUAUCAUUUGUUAGAAUUUAAUCAAAAUUAUUGUUAAAAAUACAAUUUUUAUCUUUUAAUCCCUGCGGAGUUGAAUAAUAUAGUAUAUAUAUAUAUUUCUAGGUACUGAAUAACGCAAUAAAAUAUAAAGAACAGAUUGGUUCACACUAUAUACAUUAUAUCUAUCUUUUAUUAUUUGAUUAGUAAUCAUUGAUUUACUUAUUUGGUAAAAUGAUUUUAAUGUUUAUCAUUCAAUAACAUAAACAAAAUGUGACUAUAGGAUAAAAUAUGAAGGUAAGUUUCUCAAUAACAAUUUGAUAAAUUUUUGAAAUAUUUAUAUGUCAUUAUAUGUACAUACAUUAUAUUAGUAUUUAUAUUACUAUUAAAUUUAUAAAGUUUAUUAUAACUUUUUUUUUUAUUUGAAUUUUUUUAUUUUGUAUAGAAAUUUUUAUUCAAUUGUAUUAUUUGAAUAUAAUAUUUUAAAUGAA